AUGGGCUACUACGCAUACAAUCCACUCGGUGGUGGCUUCUUUACAGGUAACUUUUCGAAAGAUGCGCAGGUGGAGAAGGGCUCGAGAUUCGAUCCGGAGAAGUGGCAGGGUAAGAUGUACAGGGCGAAAUACUUCAAGGAUGAAUACUUCGAAGCGCUCGACAUUGUGAAGCCGGCGGCGGACAAACAUGGGCUUACGAUGGCGGAGGUGGCGUUGAGGUGGAUGACACACCACUCGCAGCUGGGGAGGAAGUAUCCGGAUGCGAUUUUGAUUGGGGCGAGUAGUACGAAGCACAUUGAGCAAAACUUAAAGGACCUCGACAAAGAACCACUGCCUGAGGAUGUAGUGAAAGCGUUGGAUGAGGCUUGGGAGAAAGUGAGGUCUGUGACUAGCAGGUAUUGGCAUUAG
Messenger RNA from Letharia columbiana, 408 nucleotides. RefSeq lists its product as uncharacterized. The record is from RefSeq and is a predicted model, not a curated record. The transcript has 2 exons. The coding region runs from base 1 to 408 and encodes 135 amino acids. Lineage: Eukaryota; Fungi; Ascomycota; Lecanoromycetes; Lecanorales; Parmeliaceae.